Messenger RNA from Paramecium pentaurelia, 1511 nucleotides. Lineage: Eukaryota; Ciliophora; Oligohymenophorea; Peniculida; Parameciidae. The record is from the annotation of a GenBank genome assembly.
AUGGAUGAACUAUUAGGAGCUAUAUAGCAAAGAAAAGCCAAAAUAAAUGAGAUUUAAGAAGCAAUUUAUUAGAUCAAAGGUAAUUAGUAGUAAGAGAGAUUGAUUGUAUACUAAAUGGUAAGAAAGUUAAAAGAAGAGGAGAAAAUAAGGGCAGAAAAAGAAAAUUGGAUUAUAGGAGUCAUUCGAAACACAAAAUCAUAUAAUGAAGAAUAAAUGUGGUAAUUUUAAAUAUAAUCAUUAGUCAUAUUUAUGUAAAGACAAACGAAAUGAUGAAAGCAAUUAGCAAUUAAUUUUUAGAAAUCCCAUAUACACCUACAUGUAAUUUGUACUAAUACUUGGAAAAUUAUUAUAUACUUCAUUCAAGUUUUCAGAAGCAUCUUAAUCAAGAUGCUUAAUUAAAGGUUCAAUUCAAGUAAGCAGUCAGAGCUGGUAACAUCUCAUUAGUGACUGAUUUAAUUAAGUCACUUUUAGGAACAUCUCGUAAACAAUAUAGAGACUUUGUUGAUGAAUUGAGUAAUCAAGUUAAGAAAGAACCAUCUCCAUAGAAGGUUAGAAUAGAAAAUCAACGUAUUCGUUCUUCAACAUAAAAGAUUGAGGAAGUCAAAUUGGUUGAAAAACCACUUACAACAACUAUGAUUAAUAAGGUUGAUAGAAUUAAACGAAAAUAGAUGACUAUUUCUAAAAUAUAAAGGUAAUUAUAUAUAAGUAAAACAGUUCAUGUGAUUUAUCUCCAACUAAUGAAACUCCUUCAUUAUAUCUUAGAAAUAAAUUUAAAGAAGUUGAAAAAACACCAUUCACUUCUAUGUUUGCUAAUAUUUCAUCUGUAAUUGAUGAUUUAGAUGAUCUUAAUAUUUAAAUAUGUGAUUAUCAAACAAUUAAGAGAUAAUCUCAAAAUUAUGAAGAAUUUAAAACUAAUUAUGAUGGUCUUUGUGAUAAAAUUAGAUUAAGAAAUAAUCUUAUUUAAUAGAGUGUUUUUGAUUAUACAAAUUAUGCUUUAAAAAGGUAUUAUAAAUAUAUAUUAUAGAGUUUAAAAUGUUGAAACUGAAUAUCCAAAUUUAAUCAAAGAAAAAUAUACUACAUUGUAGAAUAAUUAAGAUUAUCAUUUCUGUAAUAUUCAAUUAAAACCCAUUUUCGAUAGUUUAUGUCCUUGUAUGUAAAAAUAAAUUAUUUAACAUAAACCAUCCCCUAUUAAAAAUAAAGUUAUUAUCAGAAAAUCAGUAUAAUAGAUUAAAAAGUAGGUAAAUAAUGUAUAUAAGUAGUCUGAUUAAUAAUCUAAAAAAGAAUAAAUUGAUAUUAGUAAACAUAAUAAUAGUCCUAGUAAUAAUGGAAAAUCUAAAUAAUAGAUGCCAUAAAUUAAAUUUUAUAAAGAAACACAAUUGAUUAAACCUCAUCCAAGAGCAUUAUCAGCCAAUAAUUAAUAACAUCCUGUCAAAUAUUUGACUUGUUCAAGUUUUAUUGAGAAUCCUAUUGCAAUCAAAACUAAUCUCUUAGUUCGUAGCACUUAUGAAUGA